Molecule: messenger RNA, 2305 nt
Organism: Bacillus rossius redtenbacheri
Lineage: Eukaryota; Metazoa; Arthropoda; Insecta; Phasmatodea; Bacillidae
Gene: Cds
Product: phosphatidate cytidylyltransferase, photoreceptor-specific
Exons: 10
Coding region: 255-1616 (453 amino acids)
Cellular component (GO): endoplasmic reticulum membrane
Molecular function (GO): phosphatidate cytidylyltransferase activity
Source: RefSeq, a predicted model, not a curated record
GAAAAGGAAAUCGAUACGAAAUAGCAGAAUACGAGGAUUGUUGUAAACAAAUUCAAAUACGAAUUUUACGGGGUUGUAGAGUAAGGUGUCUAUUUAGAGGUUUUUAUAUUUUUAUUUACAGUAUUAGGCAUAUUAUUUUAUUGAAUCUAUAAAAACAUUUGUCGAGUAAUAUUUGUUAUAUGCGAUUUAUUGUAGAAAUCUAUACUUAUUGGUGCUUCGUCAAUACAGAUAAUUUAUUUUAAAUAAUUUUUUUAAUGUCAUCAUCAUUAUACGAAAUGUCUGAAGUACGUAAGCGUCACGUUGGAAAAGAGGAAGAAAAAACACCAGAAGUUGAGCAGAAAGAAGAUGUUGACUCAGAAGAUGAUAGGACUUCCAAAGAUAGAUUUCUUGAAGAUGUUGGUACAGCUAUUCCUCAGGGAACAGAUCGGUCGCCAGAGGUUUUAGAUUCUGCAUUGAGUGGCUUGCCAGCAAGGUGGAAGAAUUGGGUUAUUCGAGGCAUCUUUACAUGGGUAAUGAUUGGAGCAUUUGGUCUUCUUAUUUAUUGUGGACCUCUUGCAUUGAUGAUAACGACCCUAAUUGUUCAAGUGAAAUGUUUUGAAGAAAUCAUUAACAUUGGCUAUGCAGUUUAUCGGAUCCAUGGGCUUCCAUGGUUCAGGUCACUUUCAUGGUACUUUUUGAUUGCAUCCAAUUAUUUCUUUUAUGGGGAGAGCUUGGUUGAUUAUUUUGGUGUCCUCAUCAGUAGAACUGAUUCACUCCGCUUCCUUGUGGCAUAUCACCGUUUCUUCUCAUUUUGUCUUUACAUAGGCGGCUUUGUGUGGUUUGUGCUGUCCCUUGUCAAGAAGUACUACAUGAAACAGUUUUCUCUGUUUGCAUGGACACAUGUCGCUCUUUUGAUUGUAGUGACUCAGAGCUAUCUUAUAAUACAAAACAUCUUUGAAGGUCUCAUUUGGUUUAUUGUUCCAGUGUCCAUGAUUGUUUGCAAUGACGUCAUGGCAUACAUGUUUGGUUUCUUUUUCGGCCGAACUCCUCUUAUCCAGCUGUCACCUAAGAAAACUUGGGAAGGUUUCAUUGGAGGUGGUUUUGCCACAGUAAUAUUUGGCUUGGUGGUGUCGUAUGUGCUCUGCCAGUACCGCUACUUCGUGUGUCCUAUUGAAUACAGUGAAACAUUAGGCCGCAUGACAAUGGACUGUGAGCCGUCUCCGUUGUUUCGUUCUCAGGAAUAUACAUUGCCAGAUUUCUUGGCUGGUGUGCUUCAUUUGAUGGGAAUGAAAAAUACUAUUACACUGUAUCCAUUUUUGUUGCAUUCAUUGUCGAUGUCAUUAUUUAGUUCCGUGAUUGGACCUUUUGGUGGAUUUUUUGCCAGUGGCUUCAAGAGAGCUUUUAAAAUCAAGGAUUUUGGUGAUGUGAUUCCUGGCCAUGGUGGGAUUAUGGAUCGAUUUGAUUGUCAGUACCUUAUGGCAACGUUUGUUAAUGUCUACAUCUCCAGUUUUAUUCAUACAGCAUCGCCUCAGAAACUCCUCCAACAGGUGAACAGCCUGAAACCAGAACAGCAGCUGCAGUUGUUCUACACACUUAAAGAUGCAUUAGAAAGUCGAGGAAUCCUUAAUCUUCAGUAAUUUUGCUGUUGUUGAUGUGGUUAAAAAAUUUAUGAAAUAGUUAAUCCAAAUUUUAAUCAUAUUGAAUAUCAAUUUCUGUUUUGACUAAUUAGUUAAAUGUUAAAACAUAAUGAUUGUGUGACUAUAGUUGUAUGAUUCCUUUGUGCAUUAGUUACAAUUUUGAAAAUUUUAAUCACACUCAAGUUGUGCACUUGAUGCAUUUUCAUCUCACUUGUACAAAUGUUUUAUGUUUAUAUAUGUGUACCUAUAGAUUUUUUUUUUUAACAUAAUUAGUACUUAUAUAUGUAUUUAAUUGUAUGUUUUGGUUAAAAAUUUAGGUUUUCAGUCGUAGAUGCUGUCUGAUGAUGUUUUUGUUUUACAAUACAGUGAAAUCUCAUUACAACUUACCUUUAAAAACUCACAGUUUUGGUACUUAAUAAUGACAGAACUUUAUACUGAACUGUUAUAAAUGUAAAGCAUCGUUCAGGUAUGUUAAAUUGAGAAAUCCUUUAGAGUAAGGUACUUUGUAAUGUUUCACUGUAUAUGAAAGUAAUAAAUUGUUAGCAAACUGCAUUUUGUAAGAAAACUGUUGGUAAAUAUUUUAGAACCAUUCGCUUUGGCUGUGUUCCUGUUGACUCUAGUCUUAUGUAAGUGUAAAAUAUUAUUAUGAUACUCAAUUUGAAUGUGUAUAUAUAAAUGGCUCUGUUCAA